This is a messenger RNA of Pelecanus crispus (Dalmatian pelican), 958 nucleotides long. NCBI's taxonomy places the organism in Eukaryota, Metazoa, Chordata, Aves, Pelecaniformes, Pelecanidae. The record is from RefSeq and is a predicted model, not a curated record.
GGGGGUAAAAAAAAGCCAGGUUAUAAAGGAAGCAUCCGGUGACUUCUAUGAAACCGUCGUGGACCACACCUUCUUCUUUGAGCCCGUCUCCUGCGAGGUCACCAAUGCGCUGGGCAGCACAAACAUCAGCAGGACUGUGGAUGUCUACUUUGGGCCCAGGAUGGCGACAGAACCACAGUCCCUCCUCGUUGACCUGGGCUCGGAUGCGGUCUUCAACUGUGCCUGGACUGGGAACCCAUCUCUCACCAUCGUCUGGAUGAAGCGAGGCUCGGGCGUGGUCCUGAGCAACGAGAACAAGCUGACCCUGAAGUCCGUCCGCCAGGAAGACGCUGGGAAAUACGUGUGCCGAGCCGUGGUCCCGCGGGUUGGCGCGGGGGAGCGGGAGGUGACGCUCACCGUCAACGGGCCACCCAUCAUCUCCAGCACCCAGACGCAGCACGCCCUGCAUGGCCAGAAGGGGCAGAUCAAGUGCUUCAUCCGCAGCACCCCGCCACCAGACCGAAUUGCUUGGUCCUGGAAGGAGAACGUCCUGGAGUCUGGGACCUCCGGGCGCUACACGGUGGAGACGGUCAGCACGGAUGAGGGCGUCAUCUCCACGCUGACCAUCAGCAACAUUGUCCGGGCCGAUUUCCAAACCAUUUACAACUGCACUGCCUGGAACAGCUUCGGCUCCGACACGGAGAUCAUCCGGCUCAAAGAGCAAGGUACGGAAAUGAAAUCAGGAGCUGGUAUUCAAGCAGAGUCGGUGCCGAUGGCGGUGAUCAUCGGAGUGGCCGUGGGGGCUGGCGUGGCGUUCCUGGUGCUGAUGGCCACCAUCGUCGCCUUCUGCUGCGCCCGCUCCCAGAGGAAUCUGAAAGGUGUGGUUUCUGCCAAGAACGAUAUCCGCGUGGAGAUCGUACACAAGGAGCCGGCCUCGGGCAGGGAGACGGAGGAGCACCCAACCAUCAAGCAGCUGAUG